AUGUUUCGUCGCAAGAAGAUGUCUACCCGAGAUCGUCCCCAAGUCUUCGGCUACGAUCGCGAUGCUUUCGUCUCACUUGUGAAGCGCCACUACAAGCUGCUCGUGGACAUGGGUCAUCUGCACCCGGAAGCCCUCCAGGCCCCAGAUGAGGCGGGAUGGACCGAUGCGGAACUCAACGUCGACGCGCUGCGGACCCUGGGCCGGUCCGAGACAAUCAUUGACCUUUUGCGACACCUGCCGUACCCGAGAGCGGGUCCGCCCGGCAGCGACGAGGCCGUUGACGAUGCGGUGGUCUACUAUGAGACCAAGGCUCUGUCCUACCUCAAAAACAAGUGGCAGCCCGAAAAGGACACGGAUCCAGACUGGCACAAACGGCCGUUUGCUAUGCUUGGGCUGGCACCUUUUGACAAGCCCGUGCCGCCGCACAUGGUAUCCUUGACGUAUGAUGAAGCGCAAAUCGGAGUGAUUUGGCUCAUCGACACGGAACGAGGAUGUGUCUAUCCUCAGGGCGAUGAGUACUACUUGUACGAUGACGCCCCUCCCGAGGCUGAAGGCGACGAGCCGUGGCUCAGCGCAAAAGCGCUUUCAUUUCAGAUCUUCUUCGACAAGAUGUACAAGGAAAUCUCGUCUCUGAAACUGGUCCCAGCACCUACGGCGGGAAACUUUGGGGCGGCGAUCAGGGCCGCGAAGGACCCGGAUGCCAAGGCAAUGAAACGGCUGUACAUUGAGCACGGCUGGCCGGAGGCUUUCAGGAAAGACGAGUUUCUCAGGGCAGCCGUGCCAGCUCGUGCAGCCGUCCUGGACGACGAGUACGACUGGUCAGACGAGUAA
This is a messenger RNA of Diaporthe batatas, 831 nucleotides long. RefSeq lists its product as uncharacterized. Lineage: Eukaryota; Fungi; Ascomycota; Sordariomycetes; Diaporthales; Diaporthaceae. The coding region runs from base 1 to 831 and encodes 276 amino acids. The transcript has 3 exons. The record is from RefSeq and is a predicted model, not a curated record.